Molecule: messenger RNA, 6637 nt
Organism: Megalops cyprinoides (Indo-Pacific tarpon)
Lineage: Eukaryota; Metazoa; Chordata; Actinopteri; Elopiformes; Megalopidae
Gene: rock2a
Product: rho-associated, coiled-coil containing protein kinase 2a
Exons: 34
Coding region: 730-4914 (1394 amino acids)
Biological process (GO): Rho protein signal transduction; embryonic morphogenesis; regulation of actin cytoskeleton organization
Cellular component (GO): cytoplasm; cytoskeleton; centrosome
Molecular function (GO): small GTPase binding; ATP binding; Rho-dependent protein serine/threonine kinase activity
Source: RefSeq, a predicted model, not a curated record
CAGAGGAAAGAGAGCACUUGGAAUUGAGUAUGGAGGACCGAAGAAGGUAGUCAGCCACGGCAACUGACACAAUGUAGAAGCAAAUUACGGCGAAAAGUUACGCUUAGAAAGAGUUCUGCAUCUAGACGCAUCCGUGUGAACUGCAGCCGAAGAGAACUAUCUGGAUGGAUGUUUGGAUUACAGCGUUCUUCACUAAAAAAAAAUCCCCAUUGGCGAUGAUGCGGGUGGAGUUUGCACUUUAUCUGAGGGAAAGAAAAGGGUUGGAUUUUGAAUACUGCGGGUUGUUUGUGAACAGGAAAAUUUGAAAUUGAGGAGAGGCAGUCCGCAGCGCUCAAAAAGAGGAGGGGAGGGGGGGCAAAGAAAACGCCCUGUUGCCGAAUCCUCACUAAACAUUAGCAUUAACUUUAUCGCGCCAUCGAAAACAUCAGUCACACAAUUGAAUAUGGAACGGGAAGUUUAAUACUUGCUUGGCAAAAGGGCACCCUAUGUACUACCCGACUUUGUGAAACGGUCUUCCUUUCUUUUGGGGAUAUAUAUUUUUUUUUUGUCUGGACAUAGCUCGCGAGUCCGAAGUAAUUUCAGAGGGCGGCGAGUCAGAGGCGGCUUAGGCCCACGGGCAUAGCUGAAGAACAAAAAGGCUGUUUUCGAACCUCCUUCAUGUGAACUCACCUUUAUUAAAAGGGUUAUCCCGCAUUCUUAAAAGAAACGGACACUGAUUAAACUCUAAAAAUGUCGUCCGGAGCAGAAAGACGGUUGGAAAACCGGCAGAAAAAACUGGAAGCCAUGAUCAAAGAUCCAAGGUCUGCGAUAAACUUGGAAAGUUUACUGGAUUCCAUGAAUGCCUUGGUUCUAGAUUUGGACUUCCCAGCAUUACGGAAAAACAAAAACAUUGAAACAUUUUUAAACAGAUAUGAGAAGGUGAUGGGGCGCGUUCGAGAGCUACAGAUGAGGUCAGAAGAUUUUGACAAAGUCAAGGUGAUCGGCAGGGGGGCCUUCGGCGAAGUUCAGCUGGUGCGGCACAAAGCAUCUCAGAAAGUUUACGCCCUGAAAUUGCUGAGCAAAUUUGAGAUGAUCAAGCGCUCCGACUCCGCCUUCUUUUGGGAGGAACGUGACAUAAUGGCCUUUGCCGACAGUCCCUGGGUCGUCCAGCUGUGCUGUGCCUUCCAAGACGACCGCUACCUGUACAUGGUGAUGGAGUACAUGCCGGGCGGAGACCUGGUCAACCUCACCAGCACCUACGACGUUCCCGAGAAGUGGGCCAAGUUCUACACGGCCGAGGUGGUCCUGGCCCUGGACGCCAUCCACUCCAUGGGCUUCAUCCACCGGGACGUCAAGCCAGACAACAUGCUGCUGGACCGACACGGGCACCUCAAGCUGGCGGACUUCGGCACCUGCAUGAAGAUGGACUCUACGGGGAUGGUCCGUUGUGAUACAGCAGUGGGAACGCCAGACUACAUCUCCCCUGAGGUUCUGAAGUCCCAGGGGGGUGACGGUUACUACGGGCGGGAGUGUGACUGGUGGUCCGUCGGGGUCUUCAUCUUCGAGAUGCUGGUCGGUGACACGCCCUUUUACGCAGACUCCCUAGUGGGAACGUACAGCAAGAUCAUGGAUCACAAAAACUCCCUGAACUUCCCUGACGACGUGGAGAUAUCCAAGGAUGCCAAGAAUCUCAUCUGUGCCUUCUUAACGGACCGGGAGGUGCGGCUGGGUCGCAACGGAGUGGAAGAGAUCAAGAGGCACCCCUUCUUCAAGAACGACCAGUGGACCUUCGACACCAUCCGAGAGACGGAUGCCCCUGUAGUACCAGAUCUGAGCAGUGACAUUGACACCAGUAAUUUUGACGAGAUCGAGGAUGAUAAGGGAGACGUGGAGACGUUUCCACCACCCAAGGCCUUCGUGGGAAACCAGCUGCCUUUUGUUGGCUUCACCUACUUCAAAGAGGACCAGUUGCUAAGUGCCUCAAAUCCCACGGUGGAGGAGAAUGAGCAUCAGACAUCAAUCAAAGGGGAGGACAGUGUAGCGUCGGCUCAGCUGCAGAAGAAGCUGCACCAGCUGGAGGAGCAGCUCAGUAAUGAGAUGCAAGCCAAAGACGAGCUAGAGCACAAAUACAGAGCUGCCAGCAGCCGCCUCGAGAAGGUCUCCAAAGAGCUCGAUGAGGAGGUGAGCGAGCGGAAGAACCUGGAGUCGACGCUGCGGCAGCUGGAGCGGGAGAAGGCCCUGCUGCAACACAAGAGCGUGGAGAGCCACAGGAAGGCGGAGAACGAGGCCGACAAGAAGCGCUGCCUGGAGAACGAGGUGAACAGCCUGCGCGACCAGCUAGAGGACAUGAAAAGGAGGAACCAGAACUCUCACAUUUCCAAUGAGAAGAACAUUCACCUGCAGAGACAGCUGGACGAGGCGAACGCUCUGCUGCGGGCGGAGUCGGACGCGGCGGCGCGGCUGCGGAAGACCCAGACGGAGAUGACGAAGCAGAUCCAGCAGCUGGAGGGCAACGCGCGGGAGCUGCAGGACAAGUGCUGCCUGCUGGAGAACAGCAAGCUGAAGCUGGAGAAGGACUUCAUCAGCCUGCAGUCCGCGCUGGAGUCGGAGAAGAGGGACCGCAGCCAGGGCUCCGAGACCAUCAGCGACCUGCAGGGGCGUAUAUCGGGCCUGGAGGACGAGCUGAAGCAGGUGAAGGCCUCUCUCUCCAAGGCAGAGAUGGAGAAGAGGCAGCUGCAGGAGAAGCUGACGGACCUGGAGAAGGAGAAGAGUAACAAGGAGAUUGACAUGACGUACAAGCUGAAGGUCCUUCAGCAGGGGCUGGAGCAGGAAGAGGCCGCACACAAGGCCACCAAGGCCCGGCUCGCAGACAAGAACAAAAUCUACGAGUCCAUCGAGGGGGCCAAGUCAGAGGCCAUGAAGGAGAUGGAGCAGAAGCUGCAGGAGGAGAGGGCUGCGAAGCUGCGGGUGGAGAAUAAGCUGCUGGAGCUGGAGAAGCAGAGCUCGAUGCUGGACUGCGACUACAAGCAAUCCCAGCAGAAGCUGGAGGAGCUGCGCCGAUACAAGGAGAAGCUGACAGAGGAGGUGAAAAACCUGACCCUGAAGAUCGAGCAGGAGACUCAGAAGCGCAGCCUGACCCAGAACGACCUGAAGGCUCAGAACCAGCAGGUGAACGCGCUGCGCAUGUCUGAGAAGCAGUUGAAACAGGAGGUCAACCACCUGCUGGACAUCAAGCAGAGCCUGGAGAAGCAGAACCAGGAGCUGCGCAAAGAGAGACAGGAUGCUGACGGACAGAUGAAGGAACUGCAGGACCAGCUGGAGGCAGAGCAGUAUUUCUCAACCCUGUAUAAGACGCAGGUACGGGAGUUGAAGGAGGAGUGCGAGGAGAAGAAUAAGCUGUAUAAAGACAUGCAGCAGAGUCUGCAGGAGCUGCAGGAGGAGAGGGACUCCCUGGCAGCCCAGCUGGAGCUCACCCUGACGAAGGCCGACUCGGAGCAGCUGGCCCGCUCCAUCGCUGAGGAGCAGUACUCCGACCUGGAGAAGGAGAAGAUCAUGAAGGAGCUGGAGAUCAAGGAGAUGAUGGCCCGGCACAAGCAGGAGCUGGGCGAGAAGGAUGCCACCAUCAGCUCGCUGGAGGAAGCAAACCGCACUCUGACGAGCGACGUGGCCAACCUGGCCAACGAGAAGGAGGAGCUGAACAACAAGCUGAAGGAGACCCAGGAGCAGCUGCAGAGGGCCAGGGAGGAGGAGCAGCAGAUGAGCCAGAUGAAGGUCACCUUCGAAAAGCAGCUGCAGUGCGAGAGGACGCUCAAGACGCAGGCUGUAAACAAGCUAGCGGAGAUCAUGAACAGGAAGGAGGUCCGCGGCGGUGGCAGUCGCCGUGGCAACGACACAGAUGUGCGCAGGAAGGAGAAGGAGAACAGGAAGCUGCAGCUGGAGCUGCGAUCAGAGAAGGAGAAACUAAACAGCACCAUCAUCAAGUACCAGAAAGAAAUCAGCGAGAUGCAAGCGCAAAUUGCGGAUGAGAGCCAGGUGCGCAUCGAGCUGCAGAUGGCCCUGGACAGCAAGGACAGUGACAUCGAGCAGCUGCGCUGCCUGCUCAACUCGCUCAACGUGCACUCGCUCGACUCGGCCAGCGUCAGCAGCGGCCCUGACCCCGACGCCGACGACGCCUACCCAGAGACCAGGCUGGAGGGCUGGCUGUCGCUCCCAGUGAGGAACAACAACAAGAGGUUUGGAUGGGAGAAAAAGUAUGUGGUUGUGAGCAGUAAGAAGAUUCUGUUCUACAACAGCGAGCAGGACAAGGAGCAGUCCAACCCCUACAUGGUCCUGGACAUCGACAAACUGUUCCACGUGCGGCCGGUCACCCAGACGGACGUGUACCGCGCGGACGCCAAAGAGAUCCCCAGGAUAUUUCAGAUCCUGUAUGCGAAUGAGGGGGAGAGCAAGAAGGAGCAGGAGUUCCCUGUGGAGCCCCUGCCCAUCGGUGACAAGUCCGGCUACAUCUUCCACAAAGGCCACGAGUUCAUCCCCACGCUGUACCACCUGCCCACCACCUGCGAGGCCUGCCCCAAGCCCCUGUGGAACAUGUUCAAGCCCCCGCCCGCGCUCGAGUGCCGCCGCUGCCACAUCAAGUGUCACAAAGACCACAUGGACAAGAAGGAGGAGGUCAUCGCGCCCUGCAGAGUGAAUUACGACGUGUCGACGGCCAAGAACUUGCUGCUGCUGGCCGUGUCCCAGGAGGAGCAGCAGAAGUGGGUCAGCCGCCUCGUCAAGAAGAUCCCCAAAAAGCCGCCAGCACCCGAGCACUUCGCCCGCUCCUCGCCCCGCGCCUCCAUGAAGGUCCAGCCCAGCCAGUCCAUGAGGCGGCCCAGCAGACAGAUGCCCCCCAGCAAGCCCAGCGAUGGCCCCAUGCUCAGAAUCAUCCUCCACUGACCUUUGACCCUUGACCCCUUCAUUCCUUCCUGCCUGACCUUAACCAUCUUUGCUUGGGGAUGUGGUGAACCUUCAAGGUGAUGGGUGUUUUCUUCCUAACACAAAAAAAAGACUGAAAAACACAGAUGUUUCUACUUAGCGUAUCCAAAUCAGACAGAAAUCGAAAUGCACAAAUACUACUUAAACAGAAGAACCAUUAGAACGACCUCUUUUCUAUCCCAGUUUACAGCACGUUGCUUCCACUUUGAAUACUAGUAUGGCUUCAGCUCUGUGUUGAGCUGGGUCAGGUCACACAAGGCUGGGCUGCUGGUCUCCCUGAAAUGUGUAGGUCCACCCUCACACAUACCCCACCAUCAUCAAACCCGUAACUGUCUGCAGCACCUCUUUCAGCCUUUUGGGGGGGAAAAAGACUGGGACAUCCUGGCCAGGAGCGGGUGUAGAGACACUUUAGAGUUUUAGGGGUGUUUGUCUCCGCUGAACGAUUCCUCACAUACCACGAUAUGCCUGCGGAUCAUCCCUUGUGCUAAUGGCUGGGGAUCAGGGAGCCACAAUGACUUCCCCUGGAUAACACUAACCAAGAUGACCAGACGGCCAGACGAGGACCAGAAGCCAUGCGACCGAUCUGCCUGGUCAGCCCAGGAAGCCUGGCCCGCUCGCAUGUGUCGACACCAUGCCUGCACACACAUACUGCAGAUUAAAAGUAUUUGGUGGCAACACUACAUUACCAGUAAAAGCAUUGUAUUCUCACGGAAGCAGCCAAUGCGCCCUUGCAAACAGCAGGGUCUGUAUGCAGGUUAUGCUGUAUGCAUUCCGGAUGCUAGCAGUUUAAAUCCACACAGCUGCAUGUGAAUGUUGUAGCAACUCUGUUAGUCUGAUUAUUUACUUUGAUUUUAGGCAGUCAAGUUUGUGACAUCCUGGUUUGCCAUUCUUCCAUGCAAUGCCUUAAUUUCUAUACUACAGAGCUUGCUCAUUCCUGUAAGGUGAUGUUUACUGUACUGUCAGAAUGUGAGACAGAGUCAGUGCACUAUUAUUAGUCUGCAUUACUACCAUGAAGCUGUACUCCUACCUUUUUGAAUGUAUCCCAGGAGAAAACAAAAAAAAAGACACAGGAGCAUUGUAAGAGAGGAUAUUGUACAUUUCACAUUUGGAUGAUCAUGUGUUGGUGGAGGGAGUUCCCAGUCGGCGGGACUCCCCACUGCGUGUGCGUGUGUGCUGUCCUUAUAUGGCCUCAGUUCUGUUGCAUACCUGCCUUGGAUCCUUGUACGCAUACUCAAGAAAGUGUUAUUUUAUUAUUCCUCAGAAGGAAAAACAGGUUGAAUUAUUUUUACUAAAGAGGAGGAAAAAAAUGAAGAAAAAAAAAACUACAAAAAACUUCACAGCAGAUAUUAUAUCCAUAAGCACUAAAGUAUAUACAGUAUGCUGUAGAGGCAUUUAAAAGCGUUUUUGUAUAGAGUUUCCCUUCAGUGCAUCAUGUAGCUCAGAUCCUGCUGGAGGGUUUGGUGUGCUGUGAGAACUAGCUGGCACUCAAGGCUUCUGAUAUGGCACACAAUAUAUAAAUAUAUACAGUAUAUAUUUUACAUGCCAUCUUACAUAAUGUAUUAUUUAUAUUGGCCUGUCCACUUUAUAUUUAAAGAAAGUGCUAUGUUCAAACUGCAUGUUUUAUACUGCUGAAUUAAGCUCGGAACAUUGUAAACCUAUUUGACAAUAAAACUAUGUAGCCCUC